GGAGCCUGAGGCAGAGGGGUGGGGAGAGGCGCCAUCGCGGGCGGGGUCGCGCGGGAACCCCUGACCCGGAAGAACAUGCUGCGCCGCUGCCGGCCGGAAGCGCUUCUCGAGAGACGGAAGCGGCGGCCCCCGCCGGUAAGGUGGAGACCCGGUCUGCCAGGUCCGCGCGGAUGUCCUCCAUUCAGGGGCGCCCGUACGGUCCUGGACCGGUGUGGCGAAGGUGAUGGCGUGUCAGGAAAAAGGACAACCGACUCAGGCUGCUUCCAGUGAGAGAGAGUUACUGGGCCCAAAUCGGUCAUUCCCGUUUGACACACCGAUGGGUUCUUGCAGCGGGCCACUUUUCAGACGUUGAUUCGUGACUGAGAGGUGUUUUACACCUUCUUUUUUGUUUGUAAAGGCUACAAGCGCUGGAAGAAAAAAAAAUGUCUCAAAAGCAGAUGAAGGAAGCUUUUGUCAGUAAUCUCAAUGGAACUAGUGUACUGGAAUUAACAUUGGGCUUGAGCUUUCCUGCAUUCUGUAUCCUGUGCAGAGGUCUCCUGAUUAUUUUUUUACAUCAUUUGUGUUCUUUCUCACAUACCUGGAGAACUCAAUUCCUCAUUGACUUGGUUGUCCUAGUAUUUCCCAUGAUGUUCACUCUUACAAUUAUGGCUUCAUUUAUCAGCUUUAAUUAUCUCAUUGCACUCAUCUGUGGAACAGGGCUGUUCUAUCAAAUAUACCAGAGGAGGACAUGCUGUGCCAGAGUCCCUUUCCAGAAAAUCUUUGAAAAGUUCUUGAAAAUUAGCCUUGAAUCAGAAUAUACUCCAGCCAUCUCCUGUUACCGUGUAGUUAACAGUGUAUUUACUGCUAUUGCUAUUUUGGCUGUGGACUUUCCAAUUUUCCCCAGAAGAUUUGCUAAAACUGAGCUCUAUGGGACAGGGGCAAUGGAUUUUGGAGUAGGUGGCUUUGUGUUUGGGUCUGCAAUGAUUUGUCCAGAGGUCAGAAGAAAAUAUGUGGAAGGGUCCAGGCUUAAUUAUCUUAGAAAAUCAUUGUACUCUGUUUGGCCAUUAGUCUUCCUAGGAAUAGGACGAUUAGUCAUUAUAAAAUCCAUAGGCUAUCAGGAACAUUUAACCGAGUAUGGCGUUCACUGGAACUUUUUCUUUACUAUAAUAGUUGUGAAAUUGAUAACAUCACUGCUUCUCAUUAUUUUCCCGAUAAAUAUAUCCUGGAUUGUGGCUGUCAGCAUUACUGUGUUAUACCAGGUAUUCCUUGAGUUUACUCCACUUAAGAAGUUAAUUUUGUAUGGCACUGAUGGCAGAGGCACAAGAGUUGGUUUGUUCAAUGCCAACCGAGAAGGAAUAAUGUCUACUCUGGGGUAUGUAGCAAUACAUAUGGCUGGUGUGCAGACAGGGUUAUAUGUGCUUAAGAACAGAACAUGUAUCAAAGAAUGGAUAAAAGUAACAUGUUGUCUUCUGUUGUCAGGAAUUAGCCUCUUCAUAUCUCUUUAUAUAGUUCAAGUAAAUGUAGAAGCAGUAUCUCGAAGAAUGGCCAAUUUAGCCUUUUGUAUAUGGAUACUUGCUUCUAGCCUUAUCCUUCUAGUUUGUUUAUUAUUGAGUGAUAUCAUUUUGAGUUUUGCCAAAUUUCUAGUUAAAGGGGCUGUAGUAUCAUGUUCUUGGAAGAUUAUCCAAUCACCUACAAGUAAGAAGCAAUCCAAAUCUCCAGUUUCUGAAACUGAGAAAAAUGAAGUCAGUCUUUGUUUAAUCACAGCUGUGAACAGAAACCAGUUAAUUUUUUUCUUGCUAUCAAAUGUGACAACUGGCCUCAUCAACCUUAUGGUGGAUACAUUACACAGCAGUACCUUGUGGGCCUUGUUUGUGCUCAGUUUCUAUAUGUUUAUGAACUGUUUAGUUGUGUAUGUACUCAACUUGAAAGGUAAAAUUAUAAAAUUUUGGUGACCAGUAGGAAUAGGAUGUAUGUAGAUUGGAACAUUAUUUUAAUGAGGAAGAAUAGGUAAAUGUAAAAAUGUUUUUAGCAAUCUAGUUCUAAUCAUAUUUUAUUAUAAAAUCCUCUGUGACAACAACGAUGUAUCUUAAUGUAUCUCAACAUUAUAUAACAAAAACCAACAGAGAGAGGAAAGGACAUUGUGACUUGUUACAACUAUUAAAUGCCAGAAAUUUAAAAAUCUUGUUCACAGUUUUAACACUUCAAGAUUGUAGGGUAGGGAGGAGGAUUUUUACUUUUUUAUUGUAUUUUAUAGUGUUUACAUUAAAUCACACUUACAUUGGGA
Molecule: messenger RNA, 2263 nt
Organism: Dipodomys spectabilis (banner-tailed kangaroo rat)
Lineage: Eukaryota; Metazoa; Chordata; Mammalia; Rodentia; Heteromyidae
Gene: Pigw
Product: phosphatidylinositol glycan anchor biosynthesis class W
Exons: 2
Coding region: 423-1931 (502 amino acids)
Biological process (GO): protein localization to plasma membrane; GPI anchor biosynthetic process
Cellular component (GO): membrane; endoplasmic reticulum
Molecular function (GO): glucosaminyl-phosphatidylinositol O-acyltransferase activity
Source: RefSeq, a predicted model, not a curated record